This is a messenger RNA of Dujonia railenensis, 597 nucleotides long. NCBI's taxonomy places the organism in Eukaryota, Fungi, Ascomycota, Pichiomycetes, Serinales, Debaryomycetaceae. The record is from the annotation of a GenBank genome assembly.
AUGAAGUUCUCCACCGCCGUUAUUGCCGCCGCCGCCGUCGCUGCCCCAGCCGUUGCUGAAUACACCAACUCCACCGUCACUGACAUUCACACCACCGUUGUCACCAUCACCUCUUGUUCUGACAACAAGUGUACUGAAGUCCCAGUCACCACCGGUUUAACCACUGUCACCGAAGAAGACACCAUCUACACCACCUACUGUCCAUUAACCGACGUUACCACCUACACUGCUUCCGAAAUCCAAACCACCGUUGUCACUAUCACUUCUUGUGCUGACGACAAGUGUCACGAAUCUGAAGUCACCACCGGUGUUACCACUGUUACUGAAGAAGACACCGUCUACACCACCUACUGUCCUCUUACUUCUGCUGCUCCAGUUGAAACCACCACCCCAACCACCGCUGCUCCAGUUGAAACCACCACUUCUGCUGCUCCAGUUGAAUCUACCACCCCAGCUACCGUUGCUCCAGUUGAAUCCACCACCUCUGCUGCCCCAAGCACUGUUGCUGCUGUCUCCACUGCUGCUAACGCCGCUAACGCUUUCGCUGCCCCAGCUGUCGGUGCUGCUUUAUUAGCUGGUUUAUCUUUCUUAUACUAA